UUUAUUGGGCAUCGUCAGUGUUAGCAGUUAUCUUGUUACCAGAGAGUUGUGUCCAUGUUCAGCUAGUGCCUAGCUUCAUGGCUAUUAGGGCUAGCUUUUGGAUUGCAUAAGUACAAUGGUGGUGCGAGGCCACAAGAAGCCGUUACUAAUGAAACGUCAUGUAAGAGGAAGCUGCUGUACAUGGCAAGAAGUACCGGUAACAAGAUCAAGGGGUUGUCAAUUCCAUCUGCAUCCUGUCAAUUACUGGCAGAGUGGCUUCUUGUGAUGGCACUAUUCAUAUAUGGAAUGGGCAAACUAGAAAGCUCAUUGCAGCUCAUGCUGAGUCAUCUACUACCUUCCCACUCCAAACUGCAUCUAUUGAGCAGGCAAACAUGCUCAAUCAGGAUGCACUCUCCGGUGGAAUAUUGUCAAAUGCAUUUUGUGGUAGUUUGUAUACAUCUAUGCAUUAUAUGGAAUCUGAUGGUAUACUUGUUGCGGGUAUGGGAAACGGUUCAAUCAGAUUUAUUGACAUAUCUCGGGAUCAGAAGCUACAUUUAUGGAAGACUGAUUCUGCUGAAAUAUCUUUCUCAUCCCUUGUGUCCGCUAUUUGCUCAUGUGGCUCAGACAGGAUUACCAAAGGAACCCCAAUGGCUUCAUCCUGGCUAGCAGCAGGUCUAAGUUCUGGUUACUGCCGGUUGCUUGAUAAGCGUAGUGGGAACAUCAUUGCAGUUUGGCGAGCACAUGAUGGACACAUCACAAAGCUGGCAGCACCAGAUGACCACUUAAUUGUAUCAAGUUCUCUGGACAAGACUCUUCGAGUUUGGGACAUCAGAGGGAAUCUGGCAAUGCAGUCAAACAUUUUCAGAAGUCAUUCAGAUGGCAUCCCCUACUUUUCUGUCUGGGGUCAAGAUGUGAUAUCAGUUUCGAGGAACAAAAUCGCACUCACUUCUCUUUCAAGGCCAUCAAGUGAUAUUGGACAUCAGCAACUUGCACUUCAGAAUUUGUAUUCUGCUGACAGAGGAAUGAAACACAAAAACCUUUCUGUUCUUUCAACUAUUGCUGUGCUUCCAUUGUCAACAUUGUUUAUGGUUGGAACUGAAGAUGGAUUCCUCAAAAUCUGCCACUAGGUACUUCUAGUAUUAGUAAUUGUCUCUCCAUUGCGCUGAGUUGAACAAAAAAACUUAAGUAGUUUCUACCACCCUCACUUCAGAAUUGAAUUUUGUAGCAAAAAUGCCUGUGCAUAGUAUGUUCUCAUUUUGCCAGGAGCAACAGUAGAGUAUACAUAUUCAUAUUGUACAGGAAAUGCAAUGUGUGAACUUUAUCUGAGUGAAAGCUUCAUUUGUUUUAUCUUCUCUA
Messenger RNA from Panicum virgatum (switchgrass), 1335 nucleotides. RefSeq names its product protein GFS12-like. The record is from RefSeq and is a predicted model, not a curated record. The coding region runs from base 372 to 1106 and encodes 244 amino acids. The transcript has 6 exons. Gene Ontology annotation, molecular function: protein binding. NCBI's taxonomy places the organism in Eukaryota, Viridiplantae, Streptophyta, Magnoliopsida, Poales, Poaceae.